This is a messenger RNA of Triticum dicoccoides, 1446 nucleotides long. RefSeq names its product defensin-like protein. The record is from RefSeq and is a predicted model, not a curated record. Lineage: Eukaryota; Viridiplantae; Streptophyta; Magnoliopsida; Poales; Poaceae. Gene Ontology annotation, biological process: defense response. The transcript is spliced from 2 exons. Bases 1003 to 1359 code for a protein of 118 amino acids.
CCUAGACCCGCGAACGUGCGUAAGCUAGAUAAAUGCGCACAUAAACGCUCAGGAGGCGUGCCAAUGGCACGCCCCAACCACUAGUCCAGUACAAUAGUCACACAUAACAGCAGACUCUGACUAUUACUACUAUCUCCGGUUUAGUCUACCAGAAUGUCUUAUAUUUUGGAAUGAAGGUAGUAGUUGAUAGGCUGCUUUCUCGGAAUUCGCCCCAUAUCGUCUUGCUGCCCCUGUGAUCAACUUCCGGAAUCGGCUGCCCACCUUACCCCUUGUGUGAUCAUGUGUAGUAGUCAAUGAAAAUGCAUAACACCUGCUAGUUGCAGUAAAAAUAGAAAAAAAAUGACGGAAACUUCAAUACACCAGGGAAGUAGUUGUACUCUGCUGAUUUGGCAAGAACAUGAGCUGCACAUUUACAGUAUCCAACAUCUGGAUAUCACACAUUUACAGUACUAGUAAUAAUGUACGUGCAAUGCACGUUUAUAUUAGAUAGGAUAUUAGUUGCACGUUAUAUUAGGUAAGAUAUAUCUGUUGCACGUUGGUAUUUAGUAGUAUAUCAAUUACUUUUUCACGGGAAUGGUAGGAUAUUAAUUACAUGUCAUAUUUCAUGGGAUAGCGUUGAGUCAAAAUGUGUUUAUAACCAAUGGCAGUGGUGGGUAAUUAGAGCGUUAAACGUGUUUGGUGCUCACCAUUGAAGGGAUUUAAACCGUUAGAUAACAUGAUUUGACGGUUGAGAUGGUUUAGAUCUGUCCCUUUGGGUCUUUUUAUAUUGGUAUAGAUGUGUGUACUAAUGCACUACUGGUUGCACUUGCAUUUAUAAAGAUAUAUUCGCAGUACUAAUGCCCAUAUAUCCAACAUUUGGAUUCCCACAUCGAUACCCAUCUCAGACACUCAAUGCAAGCUCGAAGGAACAUCCAUAAAUAGCAGGCUGACGAGUUCACAUCGAUCCCAUACCAUCACAUCGAAAACAAAGCAACGCGAAGCCUAAUCGUGUUCGUGUUGGCCAUGGGGUUCAACAGAGCACAGUUGUUUGGUGCCUUCGCCCUGGGCUUGCUCAUCAUGAUCCACAGUGUGGAGGCGGUUAAUCCCCGUGCCCGGAUAUGCCAUUCCCCUAGCCAUCUUUAUAGUGGCUCAUGCAACAACAGGAAAUGCACGGAGACGUGCCACCACGAGCACUUCACCGGCGGCUACUGCACACGUAGAGGGGUUGUUAAAGAACUUCACUGUCAAUGUACCAUGAGAUGCAGCAGCAAGCAUAGUCCUCCACCGCCGUCGGAAGUGCCGCCACCGCCGCCGUCCAAAGUGCCACCACCACCAAAUGUCAUGCCGGCCAGAAAAAUCUCUGGAGGCAUGAACUACUGACUUAAAGGAUCAUUUUCCUGUCUCCAUGGAAAUGUUCAAUUUGUAAGGAAUAAACAUGCAUGAUUGAUCGCAUGAAAAUAAUUUGAA